This is a messenger RNA of Tetrahymena thermophila SB210, 1155 nucleotides long. RefSeq names its product cyclic nucleotide-binding domain protein. The transcript is spliced from 14 exons. Gene Ontology annotation, molecular function: GTPase activator activity; small GTPase binding. The record is from RefSeq and is a predicted model, not a curated record. NCBI's taxonomy places the organism in Eukaryota, Ciliophora, Oligohymenophorea, Hymenostomatida, Tetrahymenidae. Gene Ontology annotation, cellular component: nucleus; cytosol; perinuclear region of cytoplasm. Gene Ontology annotation, biological process: activation of GTPase activity; nucleocytoplasmic transport.
AUGACAACAUAGGAAACAACAUUUGAUCAAAGUGAAUUUUUGAGUUCUGAUCUAUCAUCACACUAGAAGGUUAACAUACAAAUAGGUUACCUAUACAAUCUUGAAAAUGGUGACAUAGGCACUGCUUUGGGUAAUUGUCAUAAUCUCGAACAUUUGACUCUUAACCUUGAACAUAACAAGAUGGAUGCUACACAAAUAGAAUCAUUAGCAUCUAAUUUAGCGAAAUGCGAAAAACUUUCAUAUUUAGAUCUAAAUCUUGAGUGCACUAAAAUAAAUCCAUAAGGAGCUUCAUAAUUGAUUUCUGAAUUAGCAAAUCUCAAAAACCUUUAAACUUUAAUACUCAAUUUAAGAAAUAAUGAAUUUGAUUCAAGCAGUCUUACUGAAAUAAGUUCCGCAUUAAAAAAAUGCACUAACCUCACUGAAUUAUCACUUGAUUUCUAUAAUAACAAGAUAAGAUAAGAGGGUGCUAUAUAAUUGGGUUCAGCUUUAAAACACUUAACUAAUAUCAUAAGUUUUUCGCUCAAUCUUGAGGAAAAUUAUAUUUAUGGUGAAGGUGCUGAAGCAUUAGGAUAAGCUAUCGAAAACUAUGAAAAUCUUUAAAAUUUGACUCUCAAUCUUGAUAAAAAUCAGAUCUACCCAAAAGCUACAGCUGCUUUAUGUACUUCAAUAGCCAAGUGUAGUAAACUCACAAAUUGGAUAUUUUCUAUCUCAUAUAAUUUUAUUGAUGUAACUGGUGCAAAAGGUAUAGGGUAUACUUUAGAAAAUUGUCCUAAUAUAUAAAAAGCAACUAUCAACAUCACAAAUAAUGGUCUUCAUAUAAAAGGCACAGAAGCUCUAUGUUCUGGAUUAUAAAAAAGCACCAGUCUCACAUAGCUUAGUCUCAACAUUAGCUCUAACGAUAUUGGCUCUGGUGUAGAAAGUUUAGCUUCUGCUUUGAAGAUUCUACCUAAUCUCGACUAUUUGUUUCUCAACCUCAAUUAAAAUGACAUUGGUUCGUAUGGUGCUAAAAUUUUAGCCAACAAUUUGAGUGAAUCCUAAAGUCUUAAAAGUUUAUAUGCAAGUAUCUGGUAUAAUAAUGUUAGUGAGAGAGCAGAAUUUGAUAUGAAGGAAACACUUUCGAAAUUAUCAUCAGUAUCUAUUUCAAAUUUCUAAUGA